ACCCCGCCCCGGAGUCGACUCUCUCCGGUUUAUCUCACUGUUUUGCAUAGCCGCGGCCGCGAUGUUGUGAUUUAUCUCGGACACACCUCGGUCUGCAUCCUCGCCGUCGUCCCCCACGCCUCCUCUUCGUCACCCCAAAAAUACGAAACGUCUCGUUUUAUUGUUGUUUACGUCGCCCGUCGACGAAGGCGCCAGUUUGCCACUUUCUCCGGAGCCGAGACGGACGCGGCGCUCCUCCAGAAAACACUCGGACGUCUCCGGUUGUCGUGGAGCCGCACCGCCGUCUCUUCGCCUAGCCGGGGGGGGGGGGGGGUCGGGGGCUGGCUAGCUAGCUAGGCGUCGGUGCCCCUUUUUCCCUUUUCGGUUUGUGUGUGGUCCGUACGAUGUUAACCCCGGUCGGGAGUGUCUGCGUGAAGUGAACGGGCAAUGCCUCGGUGCCAGGCCAAGGCGAGGACAGGAGACGCCUGCUGGCUAGUGGCGCUGGUCGGACCGUAGCUCGGACGCGGGAUUAGCUAGCUUACUUUUCCGUUAGCGAAACGCUGACACUCUAUCCGACGCCGGGAUAACGGACGGAAGUAGGACGAGGAUCCCCGGGGAGUGUGUGAAGCAAAACGGCACAACCGCUAACUAUCGCGCAACACGGUCGUCUCUGGACGCCGCGUUAGGUUAACGUUGAGCGCUUCGCCUUAGCUCGCCGAGUCAAGAGUAGCAGCUCCCCGUCCCACGAGUUCGGGUCCAGAUGCGCGGUCUUUACCCGCUGACAGCGGAGGUUUCGAGUACCGUGUCUGUCAAACGCCGGCGCCGGUCGGGGCUCAAGUCGAGACUUCCAUCUUUCGAGUUGGUCCACCCCCCGUAUGAUGGACAGAUAAGAGACCCGCGAGGCAGGCAGCGUGAGCUGUGACCUCCCCCCCCCCCCCCCGCCCGCCGCCGAUCUGCCGCUUCAGUAAAAGUUGACUCGAGCAUCUCUCGAGCCAAAGCUGCUUCAUCGGGGAGUCGGGAGGACUUUUAGCUCCUUGACCUCGGCGCACAUCGGGAGCAGGAGACGGACGCUGACUUCACCUGGGAGGGGGGGGGGGAGAGAGAGAGAGCAUGGAGGGAAACACGCAGAAAAGUACUCCCCUAGCCCGAGAGCUCACGCGGGUAUGCAACAGCUACAACAAACACUCGGUGCAGCUGAAAAAGAACCUGAAGGAGACCAACGUCUUCUUCAGGGAAAUAAGGCAGAACUACAGUAACGCCUGUGCCUCGGCCAUCAGCUCGGAUUCGGCGUCCUUGGAGGCAGGCCAGCUUAGUUGCAUCUCUUUCCCCAGCCAUGAAGAAGAAUUCCUGCGUGACACUGUGGGAGCUGCCCCUUACAUCCUGGUGCUGGGCCAGGAUUGUGCUGCCCGCUACCAGCUGCUUAACUGCCUACUGGGGGAGAGACUGCUUCCUUUGGGUCCUGAGGCUGGGGAGGCUUGUAAAGGAGUCCAGGGCACGGUCUGCAAAAGGAGGAAGCUAUGUUUCACCCAUGGGAGACAGACACGUCUUAGUCUUGCACUCCCUGGCCAGUACGAACUGGUGCACCAGCUGGCGGCCAACUGUGGCCGUUGGGAUACAGUGCCACGGGAAGACCUGGAGAUCCAUGAGGAAUGUGAAGAUCCAGCCCACAGGCUGGCUGAGCUGGAGAUCACCCUCCACCACCCAUUACUACAGGAAGCAAAGAUCAUGGUGGUGCCGUGCUCAAGUGUCCAGCCCAUAGAGGAGGCCCUGGAUGACUGCACCCGCAACAUGAUCCCCAUCAUACUCUACGCCCUCAACCAGGACUCUCUAAGUGCGGAGCAGGUGGCUGAGCUCCACAAGGUCAAAGAGAUGCUCUCCUUCCCCAUCUGCUUUGUCCGCAUUCCUGCCACCCUGCCGGAAGCAUCCCCAGAGUCUGGCCGCCGUGCGGAGAAGGAGAAAGAAAAGGAGAGGGAGAAGAGCACUCUCCAUAAGCAGCUGCUUUCCCUGGGCUUCCUAAGCAGUCCUGGAGGGAACUGCCCCUGUGGCGCCCCUGCACAGACACCCAGCCCAGGCGCUAAACCUCAGAGCGUGCUGGGAGAGGCGUUUGAUAGACUGCACCGGUUGCUGGUGCCCUUCGCCCGUCAGGUGCUUCAGAACCAGCAGGUGGAAGCCGCCAGCCUUCUUAAUGGACUACACUGUCGCUGCCUCGAUCUUUUCAUCAACCAGGCUUUUGACAUGCAGAGGGACCUGCAGAUAACGCCCCGUAGGCUGGAAUACACCCGGGAGAAGGAGGGCGAGCUCUUCACCUCCCUCAUGGCCAUUGCGAACCGCAAACAGGAGGAGAUGAAGGAGAUGAUCAUCGAUACGCUGAGCAGCAUGAAGGAGCAGCUGCUGGAGGAUGCUGCCAACCUGGAGUUUACAGACAUCAUUGUGACCACCAGCGGAGAGCCCGUUACUUCAAAAGAGAUCAAAUCCUGCAUCCAGCACAUCCAGGAGCUGAUAGUCGUUCGUUUAAACCAAGCAGUGGCCAACAAGCUCAUCAGCUCGGUGGACUACUUAAGGGAAAGCUUUGUAGGAACCCUGGAGCGCUGCCUCAGCAGUCUGGAGAAGUCCAACAUGGAGUCCUCUGUCCACAAUGUCACCUCCAAUCACUUAAAACAGAUAUUGAAUGCUGCCUAUCAUGUGGAGGUGACGUUUCAUUCAGGAUCCUCUGUCACGAGGCUAGUCUGGGAGCAGAUCAAACAGAUUAUACAGAGGAUAACGUUUGUGAAUCCUCCUGCCAUCACUCCAGAGUGGAAGCGAAAAGUAGCCCAGGAUGCCAUCGAGAGUCUCAGUGCUGCCAAGCUGGCCAAGAGCAUAUGCUCCCAGUUCAGAACGCGCCUCAACAGCUCCCAUGAUGCCUUUGCUGCAUCCCUGCGCCAGCUGGAAGAGGGACACACGGGGCGACUGGAGCGUACCGAAGACCUGUGGCUGCGUGUGAGGAAGGACCAUGCUCCCCGUCUGGCACGACUGUCUCUGGAGAGCCGCUCCCUAAGGGAUGUGCUUCUACAUGGCAAGCCCAAGCUUGGGCGAGAGCUGGGCCGGGGCCAGUACGGCGUGGUGUAUCUGUGCGACAGCUGGGGGGGCCGCUAUCCCUGCGCCUUGAAGUCUGUGGUGCCGCCUGACGAUAAACACUGGAACGACCUGGCCCUUGAAUUUCACUACACGAGGUCCUUGCCUAAGCACGAGCGUCUGGUGGAUCUGCACGGCUCCGUGAUCGAUCACACAUACGGGGGAGGCUCCAGCAUUGCUGUGCUUCUCAUCAUGGAGCGGCUGCACAGAGACCUCUACACAGGCUUGAAGGCCGGUUUGUCACUGAGGGGGAGACUUCAAAUUGCCCUGGAUGUCGUGGAGGGCAUCCGUUUUUUACACAGUCAGGGCCUCUUGCACCGAGAUAUAAAGCUUAAAAAUGUUCUGUUGGACAAACCGAAUCGGGCAAAGAUCACAGACCUGGGCUUCUGUAAACCAGAGGCUAUGAUGUCUGGCAGUAUUGUUGGAACCCCCAUCCACAUGGCUCCGGAGCUGUUCACAGGAAAGUAUGACAACUCUGUGGAUGUCUACGCCUUCGGGAUCCUUUUCUGGUAUCUGUGCACCGGUUCAGUAAAACUGCCAGAGGCCUUUGAGAAGUGCUCCAGCAAGGACCAGCUGUGGAACAACGUUAAGAAAGGUGCCAGGCCGGAGCGGUUGCCCAGUUUCGAUGAGGAGUGCUGGCAGCUGAUGGAGGCCUGCUGGAACGGGGACCCUUCCCAGAGGCCCCUGCUCGGUAUCGUGGAGCCCAGCCUGCAGAGCAUCAUGGUGCGGCUCUGCAACUGCGGCUCCAACCAGAAAAGCAUUACCCUCGAGGACUCGAACUGAAACACUCCAUACAAAACGUCACGAUAAGAGUAUUUUUGUGUGUAUUUAUAAACAAGGUGGGUAAAUAAAAAGCGACUCGGAGCAGGUGACCAAAAAAGAAAAAGAAAAAAAAAGCGUGCUCGAGAUGUUGUCUGCGUUCACCGAUAUUAGAUUUACACUAUUUAUGUUGAAACGGAACAAAAAGUUCACAAGUGUUUGUUUUAUUUGUUUGUGGUUGUGUAUUUGUGUACAAACUCUAGACCUGCAUCCACUCUGCUUCUCUCUUAGCCGGCUAAUAGCUGCCUGCUCCAGGUUGUUACUAAAUGCAAACCGUUUUAAACGUAGUCCACUCCCAGUAUUAUCUGUAUCUAUACAUCUGUAUGUAUAGAUGUGUGUGUGUGUGUGUGUGUGUGUGUGUGUGUGUGUGUGUGGAUGUGUAUGAAUAAAGAAUUUUAAGCUGUAUUUAAACUUGUCUCUUCAACCAUACAAAAUCCUUUUUUAAUAAAAUCAU
This is a messenger RNA of Lampris incognitus (smalleye Pacific opah), 4363 nucleotides long. It is a transcript of the gene dstyk, whose product is annotated as dual serine/threonine and tyrosine protein kinase. Gene Ontology annotation, biological process: protein phosphorylation. The record is from RefSeq and is a predicted model, not a curated record. NCBI's taxonomy places the organism in Eukaryota, Metazoa, Chordata, Actinopteri, Lampriformes, Lampridae. The transcript is spliced from 14 exons. Gene Ontology annotation, molecular function: ATP binding; protein kinase activity. The coding region runs from base 1090 to 3873 and encodes 927 amino acids.